AUGCAACGAUGGUUCUACGAGAGAAAAAGUGUAUCCACGAAAUGUAGUACGACUGUGACACCAAAAAUUGAUGAUAAAUUGAGAAAAUCAUUCGACGCCGGUGCAACUUUACCAGUACGAAAUUUGGACGAACUCGUUUUUGAGUUAGGUAUAGUUACUGAACUUUGUACUAUCGACCUUAUAGGUAACACGUGUUCAUGUCGAGUGUUUCAGAUACAACAAAUCCCAUGUUCACAUGCAUCCCGAGCUGCUUGUGCAAAAGAAAAAUCAUUGUAUGAUUUGUGCUCCCCUUACCACACCACAAAAUAUUGGCGAGCUGUGUACAACGAAGUUCUUCACCCCGUUGGCCAAGAGUUAGAUUGGGUUGUUCCUCGGUCUAUUCGUUCCGUGGAAGUUUUAUCCCCGAAUAUACGUAGAGCACCCAGGGGGCCGGGUAGGCGUGAAUCUGGGAGAGAAAGGCAGGAUGAGUAUCAUAGCGAUGAGGAUGAUUUUGAUGAAAAUGACAUUGAUAUGGGUCGAGCGACGCAUAGGGGUGAUAGGAUGGAAAGAUGA
Molecule: messenger RNA, 552 nt
Organism: Olea europaea var. sylvestris
Lineage: Eukaryota; Viridiplantae; Streptophyta; Magnoliopsida; Lamiales; Oleaceae
Exons: 2
Coding region: 1-552 (183 amino acids)
Molecular function (GO): zinc ion binding
Source: RefSeq, a predicted model, not a curated record